Mytilus californianus (California mussel) is the source of this 4674-nucleotide messenger RNA. RefSeq names its product serine/threonine-protein phosphatase 6 regulatory ankyrin repeat subunit B-like. NCBI's taxonomy places the organism in Eukaryota, Metazoa, Mollusca, Bivalvia, Mytilida, Mytilidae. The transcript has 5 exons. Gene Ontology annotation, molecular function: protein binding. The record is from RefSeq and is a predicted model, not a curated record. Bases 6 to 4655 code for a protein of 1549 amino acids.
CUGAAAUGGACAAGCUUUAUAAAAAAGGACAUUAUACAAAAUACUGUGCAAUGGCUUUGUGUGUUAUGUUUAACAACAACUUGAAGGAGGAAUUGUUUUCAGAAGAGAUAAAUAUGCAAACAAGAAUGAUCAUUGAGAAAACCUGUGAGGCAUGCAGACUGGACAGAGGAACAUCACGAAUUGUCCUACUUGAUGAACUAAAUUCACUUGAACAUACUUUUAUUAAGAAAGAACAAGGUGUAUUCAAAACAAAACAUGACAAAUUAUUUGACUUUCUCGCAUACUAUUUUGGACAAAAAGUUAUCCUGUCAGCAAUGGAAGGCCAUAAAGAGAUACAUGAGAUAGUAAAAGUAUUGCUGGAUAACAAGGCAGACAUUAAUAAGUGUAUGGAUGGUGGAGUAUCUCCUUUGCAUGUUGCUAGUCGGAAUAAUUAUAUAGAGACAGUAAAGGUAUUACUGGAUAACAAGGCAGACAUUAAUAAGUGUACGGAUGGUGGAGUAUCUCCUUUACUUUUUGCUUGUUACAGAAAUCAUAUAGAGACAGUAAAUGUAUUACUGGACUAUAAGGCAGACAUUAAUAAGUGUAUGGAUGGUGGAGUAUCUCCUUUGCAUGUUGCUUGUCAGAAUAAUCAUAUAGAAACAUUAAAGGUAUUGCUGGCCAAAAAGGCAGACAUUGAUAAGUGUAGAGAUAAUGGAACAUCUCCUUUGUGUAUUGCUUGUCAGCUUAAUCAUAUAGAGACAGUGAAGGUAUUACUGGCCAAUAAGGCAGACAUUAAUAAGUGUAGAGAUAAUGGAGCAUCCCCUUUGUGUAUUGCUUGUCAGAAUAAUCAUAUAAAUAUAGUAAAGAUAUUACUUGACAACCAGGCAGACAUUUAUAAGUGUACAAAUAAUGGAGCAUCUCCUUUGUAUGUUGCUUGUCAGAAUAAUCAUAUAGAGAUAGUAAAGGUAUUACUGGACAACAAGUCAGACAUUAAUAAGUGUACAGAUGAUGGAGCAUCUCCUUUGUGUAUCGCUUGUCAUAAUAAUCAUAUAGAGAUAGUAAAAGUACUACUGGACAAAAAGGCAGACAUUAAUAAGUGUACAGAUGAUGGAGCAUCUCCUUUGUGUAUUGCUUGUCAGAAUAAUCAUAUAGAGACAGUAAAGGUAUUACUUGAUAACAAAGCAGACAUUAAUAAGUGUGAUGAUAAUGGAGCAUCGCCUUUGUAUAUUGCUUCUCAAAAUAAUCAUAUAGAGACAGUAAAGGUCUUACUGGCCAACAAGGCAGACAUUGAUAAGUGUAGAGAUAAUGGAGCAUCUCCUUUGUAUGUUGCUUGUCAGAAUAAUCAUGUAGAGACAGUAAAGGUAUUACUGGACAACAAGGUAGACAUUAAUAAGUGUACAGAUAAUGGGGCAUCUCCUUUGUAUAUUGCUUGUCAAAAUAAUCAUAUAGAGACAGUAAAGGUAUUACUUGACAACAAGGCAGACAUUAAUAAGUGUGUGGAUAAUGGAGCAUCUUCUUUGUAUAUUGCUUGUCAUAAUAAUUGUAUUGAGAUAGUAAAAUUAUUGCUGGCCAAUAAGGCAGAUAUUAAUAAGUGUAAGGAUAAUGGAGCAUCUCCUUUGUUUACUGCUUGUCAGAAUAAUCAUAUAGAGACAGUGGCGGUAUUACUGGACUAUAAGGCAGACAUAAAUAAGUCUAUGGAUAAUGGAGUAUCUCCUUUGUGUAUAGCUUGUCAGAAUAAUCAUAUAGAGACAGUAAAGGUAUUACUUGACAACAAAGUAGACAUUAACAAGUGUAUGGAUGAUGGAGCAUCACCUUUGUAUAUUGCUUGUCAGAAUAAUCAUAUAGAGAUAGUAAAGGUUUUACUGGAGUACAAGGCGGAUAUUAAUAAGUGUAUGGAUAAUGGAAUAUCUCCUUUAAAUAUUGCUUGUUUCAAUAAUCAUAUAGAGAUAGUAAAGUUUUUACUGGACAACAAGGCAGACAUCAGCAAGUGUAAAGAUAAAGGAGUAUCUCCUUUGUUAACUGCAUGUCAGAAUAAUCAUGUAGAGAUAGUAAAGGUUUUGCUGGAAAACAAAGCUGACAUUAACAAGUGCGAUGAUAAUGGAAUAUCUCCCUUGUCCAUUGCUUGUCGUUUUAAUAAUAUAGAGACAGUAAAGGUAUUAUUAGACAACAAGGCUGACAUAAAUAAGUGUGAGGAUAAUGGAGCAUCUCCAUUGUUUAAUGCUUGUCAGUAUAAUCAUAUAGAGACAGUAAAGGUAUUACUGGACAACAAGGCUCACAUAAAUAAAUGUAUGGAUAAUGGAAUAUCUCCUUUGAUUAUUGCUUGUUUCAAUAAUCGUAUAGAGACAGUGAAAGUACUACUGGACUACAAGGCAGACAUAAAUAAAUGUAUGGAAAAUGGAAUAUCUCCUUUGAUUAUUGCUUGUUUCAAUAAUUGUAUAGAGACAGUAAAGGUAUUACUGGAUAACAAGGUAGACAUUAAUAAGUGUGAUGAUGAUGGUGCAUCUCCUUUGUAUAUUGCUUGUCACAAUAAACGUAUAGAGAUAGCAAAGUUAUUACUGGACAACAAUGCAGACAUUAAUAAGUGUACAGAUGCUGGAGCAUCUUAUUUGUAUGUUGCUUGUCAGAAUAACCAGAUAGAGACAAUAAAGAUAUUACUGGACAUCAAGGCAGACAUUAAUAAGUGUACGGAUGAUGAAGCAUCUCCUUUGUUUGUUGCUUGUCUGCAUAAUCAUAUAGAAACCGUAAAGUUAUUAUUGGACAACAAAGCAAACAUUAACAAGUGUAAUGAUAAAGGAAAAUCUCCUUUGCAUAUUGCUUGUGAAUAUAAUAAUAUAGAGAUAGUAAAGGUAUUACUGGAAAACAAAGCAGACAUUAAUAAGUGUGAAGAUACUGGAGUAUCUCCUUUGUGUAUUGCUUGUCUUAAUAAACAAAUAGAGAUGGUAAAGGUAUUACUGGACAACAAUGCAGACAUUAACAAGUUUGAAGAUAAUGGAGUACCCCCUCUGUUUAUUGCUUGUCUGAAUAAUCAGAUAGAGAUAGUAAAGGUAUUACUUAAUAAAAACGCAGACAUUAAUAAGUGUGCAAAUUAUAAAUUAUCUCCUUUGUAUAUUGCUUGUGACAAUAAUUUUAUAGAGAUAGUGAAGGUAUUACUGGACAACAAUGCAGACAUUAAUAAGUGUACGGAUGAUGAAGCAUCUCCUUUGUUUGUUGCUUGUCUGCAUAAUCAUAUAGAAACCGUAAAGUUAUUAUUGGACAACAAAGCAGACAUUAACAAGUGUAAUGAUGAAGGAAAAUCUCCUUUGCAUAUUGCUUGUGAUUAUAAUCAUAUAGAGAUAGUAAAGGUGUUACUGGAAAACAAAGCAGACAUUAAUAAGUGUGAAGAUACUGGAGUAUCUCCUUUGUGUAUUGCUUGUCUUAAUAAACAUAUAGAGACAGUAAAUGUAUUACUGGAACACAAGGCAGACAUUAAUAAGUGUACAGAUAAUGGGGCAUCUCCUUUGUAUACUGCUUGUCAGAAUAAUCAUAUAGAGAUAGUAAAAAUAUUACUGGACAACAUGGCUGACAUAAAUAAGUGUGAGGGUAAUGGAUCAUCUCCUUUGUUUACUGCUUGUCAGCAUAAUCAUAUAGAAACAGUAAAGAUAUUACUGGACAACAAGGUAGACAUUGAUAAGUGUACAGAUAAUGGGGCAUCUCCUUUUUAUACUGCUUGUCAGCAUAAUCAUAUAGAAACAGUAAAGAUAUUACUGGACUACAAUGCAGACAUUAAUAAGUGUACAGAUGAUGGAGCAUCUCCUUUGUAUGUUGCUUGUCAGAAUAAUCAUAUAGAGAUAGCUGAGGUAUUACUGGACAACAAGGCAGACAUUAAUAUGUGUUUAGAUACUGGAUUAUCUCCUUUGUGUAUUGCUUGUCACAAUAAUUAUAUAGAGGUAGUCAAACUAUUACUUGACAACAAUGCAGACAUUAAUAAAUGUAUAGAUGAUGGAGCAUUUCCUUUGUACAUUGCGUGUUAUAAUAAUUAUAUAGAGAUAGUUAAUGUAUUGCUGGACAAUAAGGCAGACAUAAAUAUUUGUAUAUAUGGUGGAGCAUCUCCUUUGUAUAUUGCUUGUCAAAAUAAUCAUAUAGAGAUAGUCAAACUAUUACUUGACAACAAUGCAGACAUUAAUAAACAUAUAGAUGAUGGAUCAUCUCCUUUGUACAUUGCGUGUCAAAAUAAUUAUAAAGAGAUAGUUAAGGUAUUACUGCACAAUAAGGCAGACAUAAAUAUUUGUAUAGAUGGUAGAGCAUCUCCUUUGUAUAUUGCUUGUCAGAAUAAUCAUAUAGAGAUAGUCAAACUAUUACUCGACAACAAUGCGGACAUUAAUAAGUGUGAUGAUGAUGGAGUAUCUCCUUUGUUUGUAGCUUGUUACAGUAAUCACAUUAAAGUAGUCAAACUAUUACUGGACAAUAAGGCAGACAUAGAUAAGUGUGUAGAUGAUGGAACAUCUCCUUUGUAUAUUGCUUGUCAGCAUAACCAUAUAGAUAUUGUAAAAAUGCUGUUGGAGAAGGGAUCAGAUUAUAAUAAAUGUAACACUUUUGGUAUCUCACCUAUACAAAUUGCCAGUGAAUAUGGACAAAAUGGCAUACUUGCUGUUAUCAAUGAACAUUCCAGAAUGGAGGUUAUAUAUCAAAGAAAGUAAAGGGAAUAUCAUCCAUGAA